This is a messenger RNA of Asterias rubens (European starfish), 385 nucleotides long. RefSeq names its product histone H2B, gonadal-like. Lineage: Eukaryota; Metazoa; Echinodermata; Asteroidea; Forcipulatida; Asteriidae. Gene Ontology annotation, molecular function: structural constituent of chromatin; protein heterodimerization activity; DNA binding. The coding region runs from base 17 to 385 and encodes 122 amino acids. The record is from RefSeq and is a predicted model, not a curated record. The transcript has a single exon. Gene Ontology annotation, cellular component: nucleosome.
ACAGCACUCUAUAGUCAUGCCUCCCAAAGCAAGUGGAAAGGGACAGAAGAAAGCCGGUAACACCAAGGGGCCAAUCCGGACAGACAAGAAGAGACGUCGUCGCCGCAAGGAGAGCUACGGCAUUUACAUCUACAAGGUCAUGAAGCAGGUUCAUCCAGACACGGGCAUUUCCAGCAAGGCCAUGUCGAUUAUGAACAGCUUCGUCAACGACAUUUUCGAGCGCAUUGCCGCCGAGUCUUCUAGAUUGGCCCACUACAACAAGAAAUCAACCAUCUCCAGCCGAGAGGUCCAGACUGCAGUCCGUCUCCUUCUCCCCGGUGAGCUGGCCAAACACGCUGUCAGCGAGGGCACCAAGGCGGUCACCAAGUACACAACUUCAAAAUAA